CAGGCACCGAGCCUAAGCCCGCUCCGAAUCACUGUGGACACAGCCAGAGCCCGCAAGCCGAGCUGCGCCAUGGAGGAACUGGUGGCCCUGGUCAUCGGGGCCAGUGCCGGGGCGAUUCUGCUACUGCUGCUGAUCGGGGUGAGCUGCUGUCUCUGGAAAAGGCUUUGUGUCACAUUCAUCUAUGAGGAGCUGCCAGGGACCACGACUGCCUCCGGCGUGCAGGGAGACAAGCUCUGCCCGCUGAGUGCCAGCACCCACACAAGCAGACAACCAGGCGCACCAUUUAUGGUGCCCCCUUCCCUGCAGGACCAAGAAUGGGUGCCCCUGCACCGUGGAGAGUGGGCCCGGGCUGCCCAGCAGCCCUGCACAGCUCCAGAGCGCCUGUGCCACACCUCCAGCGGCGGUAGCAGCAGCCUUGGAGAUGGCUGCGUGGUGGGGACCAUCAACCCAGUGCUGUACAAGUUCCCAGAGGACCAGAGUGAGAGCGACUUCCCAGAGGGCUGCCUGGGACGGCUGUGGUUCUCCGUGGAAUACCAGCGGGAAGCCGAGCGGCUGCUGGUGGGCCUGAUCAAGGCGCAGGGGCUGCAAGCCCCCAAGGAGGCCUGCAGUGCCCUCGUGAAGCUCCACCUGCUGCCGGAUGAGCGGCGCUUCCUCCAGUCCAGGACAAAACGCAGAACUGCCGACCCACAGUUCAAUGAGCACUUUGUCUUCCAGGUGCCCAGCAAGAGCAUCACACAGAGGGUGCUGCGGUUCUCAGUGUAUCACGUGCACAGACAGAGGAAGCACCAACUCCUGGGCCAUGUGCUGUUCCCCCUGAAGGAUGAGACGCUGGGAGGCAGCUGCCCGCGCAUCAUCUGGAGAGACCUGGAGGCUGAGCACCUGGAGGGAAAGCCCCCCUCAGAGUUUGGCGACCUGCAGUUCUGCCUCAGCUACAAUAGCUGCCUGAGCCGCCUCACCGUGAUUGUGCUGCGCGCCAGGGGCCUGCAACUGCAGGAGGACACAGGUUUUGUCGGUGUGUUUGUCAAGGUGUCUCUGAUGAAACAAAACAAGUUUGUCAAGUGCAAGAAGACUUCAGCUGUGCUGGGCUCCACCGACCCUGUGUUCAGUGAGACCUUCAGCUUCAAGGUGGACGCCGCUGAGCUGGACACUGUCAGCCUCAGUCUGAUGGUGCUGCAGGGUACAGAAGGGGAUGAGAGCCGCCAGCUGGGCCGGGUGGUGGUGGGCCCCUACAUGUUCGCCCGUGGCCGAGAGCUGGAGCACUGGAACGAGAUGCUCGGCAAGCCCAAGGAGCUGGUGAAGCGCUGGCAUGCACUUUGCUGCUCCACUGCGCUCUGAGUCUGGCCUGCGACCCCGUGGGGCCACUACAUGCUCUCUGCACAGUCACGCACAGCAGCCACAGGCUGGACGCUCCCUCCCUCAUCCCCUUGACCCAGGGGCACAUUGGUGCCACUGACGGCAGGAACAGAGAUGCAACAAGAGGCCGGGACCAGGCCAGGUCAGCAGGGCGGCUGUUCCAACCACAGCCCAACAGGCCCUCCUGAUUCACUCCGUCCUUCCUCACCUGUGACCCUGAGUCCUGCUACAUGGCCAUCACUGUCCCAAUCUGGACCCACACUUCAGACGUUCUGAAGAAAUGCCCUGUUUGGAGAGCGCCCAGCUGCGCGGGCUGACUGGCCGUGCGGGCUGCACUUGGGAAAGCGAAAGGCGUGUUGACCUAAACCCACACGGGUGUUCAGCUGAGGUUCUCCUGUCUCUAGCCUGACAGAGAGAGCAGAGUGCUGGGCCCUGCAGGCCUGCUGUCCACCGUGCUCCAUCGGUCCACGGUAAAUAGCAGCCUGAGUGGUGGGCUCCGCCUAUAGGUUGGAGCAGCCCCAGCAGGCCUGGGCAGCAGAGUGCCCACCGCUCUCAGGGAUUGCAACUUGCUGGCUUCGGCACCGCGCGAGAUGGCCAUGAGCGGCCCACCUCGCUCUGCUGCCUGUGCCAGGUGAGGAGUGCUGCACCUAGGGAGAUCAAAUCCAGCCACCCCAGGCACUGGGCGCUUCACCAGCUUCAGACCUGGCCCAGGGCCCACCCUUCCCAGAGUCCUCAUACGCCGGCUCUUACAGGUGUGCUGCCGCUGGGUUCUGUGGUCUCCCUGGUUCAAAGCCUGGGCUCUCACUUGGGACAGGAAAUGCAGGGGCCAUCGGGUAGCCAAAGUGCAGCCCCCAGGACAGAGCGCUCUUCCUAUAAACCUCAAAAUUCCACUAUUAUCACUGUUGCAGUAGGUGUCGGCGUGACAUUCACUAGGGUGGAAGUGCCCACUGGCCACCACCGGCAGCUCCCGGCGAAGCCUACUCGGGUAUCGGGGAGCUCUGUCGCAAGUCACUUGUUACUUAACAAGCAGUUUGUAUUUUGCCCCCUGGUGCUGUGGAACUUGCAGAGUCAGUGUGUUGGUACAUAACUAGAACAAAACUGUAAACCAGAAUCUUAAGCAAAAAAAGCAACUUCAGCAAGGGAAAGGAGUUAGCGCUCAUUUCGGCUUGUGCCUCUUUGCCUUCACUGCCAAUCUGCAAACAUACAAGCCCACGCUCUACCUGGCCCUGGUCUGUCUGGACAGAAUCAUCUGUACUUGCUUUUGCUCACUUAGUUCCUGUGCAGGUUUUCAAUGUAGUCCACACGGCACUCAUUUCUAAUAGCAUAAUGCACACAAUUGGAGUUUCCUAUGUGUUUGUACAGUAGGCUACUACAACGAAACUUUGCCCUUCCACCGGGAACCCUGAGGCAUCGCUGCCAGCCACCUCCACACUUCAAGGUGACCUUCAUGCCUAUCAGUGGCCUUUGCAGGGCCACUUGGAAAGUUGCUAAGCAUCACCAUUGCAGGACAGAGGGGACUGGUGUGUCUGACUCAAUAGCAAAAGGCUGGCAGACCCUGUGCGCUGAUGGGGAGGUCGUGGGGUUGUGUAUUAAGCCGGCUGCUGUCUACAGAUGUGGACAAGACAAAAAACAUACCAGUGCUUCCCAUGGGCACGGAGCACCAGCCCAAAUCCUGUCCACAAGGAGACCCCAGCUGAAAGAAGUCUUACACAUUUCCGUAAAGCAGUUCAGAACCCGCUUGUCAAUUUCCAUAACAAAAAAAGUUCUAGACUGUUAUUUUUGGGUGUAUAGGCCAGUUUGGAGUCACUUGACACUGUGACAAUCCUGAACCUUUGCCCCAUUAACGUGGUGUGUCCUUUGUUUAUGCCUCUCCUAAAUCUUAGAAUUCUUUCAGGAUACUUUUCAGCAAAGUAGCCUUGCGCAUCUUUCAUUAGAUUUAUUAAUAGUUAGCUGUUUCAUAUUUGUCUGUUGCUAGUAUAUAGAGAUUCUAUUGAUUUUGUAUGACAGUUUUAUUACUUCCCUUAUAAGCUUUAUGCCAAAUUGCCAUGGCUGGUCAACUGGACAAGAAAAAAAAUAAUAAAGUGUACUUAGAUUGUUAAGGAAGGAGUAAACUAUAUUUUUAGGUGAUAUGGUCUUACAAAUAGAAAAUUCUAAGGAAUCCACAAAAAAAAAUCUAUUAGCACUAAUAAACACACUUCAGGGGGGAUACUUUCAAUAUUCGCUAGUAUGAUGUUUGCUGUAGGACCUUUAAUAUACUCAUGAUCAGGUCAUGGAUUCUUAACUUGUUUUAAUUGGUUAAUUUUGCUUCCUAUAGAUGGAUUAUGCUAUUAGGCUUGUGCCCGUUUAAAACUGAUAUUUUUCUAGCAAAUUGAAUCUUUUGUCAUUAGAAGUGGUACACUCAACCACUCAUAAUGGCAUUUUUAAAAAUAAUUUACCCUACUUUUUUCAGCUUCUUUAUACUUAUGAUGUAUUUCUUGAACAUAGUUUUUUUAAUCAAGUCUCUCAACUUCUUUCAUUUAUAUUUACUUCAUUUACAUUUAAUAUAAUUACAUGUAUAAUUUCAUUCAUGUAUGCCAUCUUAUUUGUUUCCACCUUGCAUUUCCUUUUUUCUCCAAUGUUGCCUUCUUUUGGGUUAAAUCAUUUUCAUUUUAUUCUUUCUCUCCCCACCCAUGAGCUGCUACUUACAGCCAAUUAUUAUUUUAGUGGUCCCCUAGAGAUGAUAGUUGAUAUCCAUUAUUUAUUACAAUCUAAUACAAAUUUUGCUGUUUUUAAAUCACUCCCCACAUAAUACUGUGUUCUUAAAACACUAUUCUCUAUUUACCUCUAUCCCAAUUUCUUUGUAUUAUUAUUUUAUAGUUUUAAAUUCCACUUAUAUUUUACAUUUAAUAUUACUGUUAUUGCUAUACUCAGUAAAUAUUCACCUAUAUCCACCUACACAUUAAGUCUUACUUUUGCUUUUUUUUUUAAAAGAUUUAUUUAUUUAUUCAUACAGAACUGGGGUA
Messenger RNA from Condylura cristata (star-nosed mole), 4355 nucleotides. Its product is annotated as synaptotagmin-15. Gene Ontology annotation, molecular function: phosphatidylserine binding; syntaxin binding; clathrin binding. The coding region runs from base 70 to 1335 and encodes 421 amino acids. The record is from RefSeq and is a predicted model, not a curated record. Gene Ontology annotation, biological process: regulation of dopamine secretion; regulation of calcium ion-dependent exocytosis; cellular response to calcium ion. Lineage: Eukaryota; Metazoa; Chordata; Mammalia; Eulipotyphla; Talpidae. The transcript is spliced from 8 exons.